UCUAGCUGAGCGGGAUUCCAGCACUAUAUCGUCGUGGCAGACAGAGGGACCCGCGGAACAGACUAGCACACUGCCUCUGUGUGCUGGAGCUGCCUUUCGAGCUGCAGCAGUCCCCUGCCUGACCCCCCUGCUCCCCCCCAGUCCGGUACUGCCGCUUUCCUCCUCUCUCUCUCUCUCUCUCACUCUCUCUCUCGCUUUCGCAUUCUGUGACUGCGAUCUGCAGAAUUGCCCAGCUGCUUUACCACAGCAGCAAGCCGGGGGCUCUCCUGUCUAUCCCAGCCAUGUGGGCUGAGCCGUGAUGCCACAGUGCCGCCACAGUGCCAGCCACAGUGCCGCCACAGUGCCGCCAGCCCCAUGGUCUGAGAUGGGAUCCGCUCUGGGCAGGAGAGAAGCUUUUGAGACACGGGACAGGGAGGCAAAGAAGAGCAAGACAUCCAGAAUCAAUAGUAAGGCCAACCUGAAGAAAUUUAUGGAGCACGUCCAACAGAGGAACGCCGAGAAAGUCUCCAGGUUUCUAGAGAAAGGGCUCGACCCGAAUUUCCACGAUCCAGAGUCGGGAGAAUGUCCCCUGACGAUGGCAGCCCAGCUGGAUGGAUCUGCAGAGCUCAUCAAAGUUCUGAGGAGCGGAGGAGCCCACCUGGACUUCAGGACCAAGGACGGCAUAACGGCUCUGCACAAGGCCGUGCGCAGCAAGAACCACGUGGCCCUCAUCACGCUGCUGGACCUGGGCGCCUCACCAGACUACAAGGACAGCCGGGGCCUGAGCCCACUCUACCACAGCUCCAUGGUGGGGGGAGACCCCUACUGCUGCGAGCUGCUGCUGCAUGAUCACGCGCAGGUGGGCUGCCUGGACGAGAACGGCUGGCAGGAGAUCCACCAGGCCUGCCGCUAUGGACACGUGCAGCACCUGGAGCACCUGCUGUUCUACGGUGCGGACAUGAGUGCGCAGAAUGCCUCUGGGAACACAGCACUGCAUGUCUGUGCCCUCUACAACCAGGUGGCCAUCAUCGCCGGGAACUUUGACCUGGCUGAGAUCAUUAAGAUCCACAAAGCAUCGGAUGUCGUGCCUUUCAGGGAAACCCCUACCUAUACCAACCGGCGGCGUCUGGUUACCAGUGGCUUGGCUCCACCCCACUCCCUGCUGCGCUCCACCAGUGACAACAACUUGAACGUGGAUGGAGGCCGGGGCUACUAUUCGCCGGCGCCAUCGCUACGCAGCCUGCCCCCCGCCGACGCCGCUGACAGCAGCCUACAGAGCACAGCCAGCUCACGCAGCUCACACUCACGCUCGCCGUCACUGCGGCGUGCCCAGGACGAGGCCGAGCGUCUGGGGCUGCGCCGCGUGGCCCGCGGCCGUCUCAGCUUUGGCGUAUGUGAUCUUGAUAGGGCCGCUGACCGAUUGGUCCCCUUGGGGGGCAACGUGUAA
This is a messenger RNA of Paramormyrops kingsleyae, 1426 nucleotides long. Lineage: Eukaryota; Metazoa; Chordata; Actinopteri; Osteoglossiformes; Mormyridae. The record is from RefSeq and is a predicted model, not a curated record.